UUCUCUCAUUCUCGGCGUUCUCACUUCCCAGUUCCCAUUCAUUUUCAUUUAGCGUUUCACGCUUUCAUUUUUUGUCGUCGAUUGCCGCACAUUGCUCGCUAGCAGAGCCUCGUGAGUCUGUGACAACCCUCACCUUGCGGUGUUGCCGUACCUUCGCCAGUUCGCUGUUCGCCCAUCACUCUCUCGCUCGAGUCGCUCUUCGUUAUAGUGGUUUCACUUUCCUCGUCGUUGCCGACUACCGCCCAUCACUCGCUCGCUGCUUCAGCUUCACGGACCACGGAACCAGGUUCGACUCUCUCUUUUGGGGAAAUUUGUCUUCUGAGUCGUUUGUUGGUUUUUGAUUUUUUUUUUAUUUUUCUUUUUCUAAUUUUUUAAUUUUUAUUUUUGGUUUCGUUUUUGUAAUUUUUGACAAUAAUACCAAUCAGUCCAUAAAAAUUUAUCCUUAAGUUGUGUUUGAGGUAGUUGAUUUCGAGCUUUGUACUUAGAUGGUAUUCAAUAUAAUUUCACACAAAAUAUAAAUCUGACAUCCAAACUUUAUGGUUCCAAACUUGUGUUUAGAGUUAAGUCAUUGGAAAAAAAUAGUAAAAUUAUGUUUUAAAAUUGGAAAAUAUUUGGAUAGAAAAAGGAAAAGUCAAAAGAUUUUACAUUUUUUAUGUUUCGUUAUGAAACUAUGUAGAAGAGGAAUUAGCUGUAUAGCAUCGUUCUAUUUCGAGCUAGGAAAAAAAAAUUAAAAAUGAAAGAAAAUAUGAAAGAUUCUACGUUUUCGUAUUUAAUCAGGGAGAAAUUUGAGGAAUAUAUAACUGAUUUGACAGAUAACUGGUUUGACUUCUUCCCAUUUAUGAUGAGUCUUGAAUUUUGUCUUCAACAAUUAAGAUUAGAAAAAAGUAAGCAAUUUGGUAAAAUAAAGGAAUAAAAAACCAUCAGAGUAGUGAAUCCCUAUCUUGAUUGAUCUAAUUUAGCUUGCUCUAUCCAAAUUUGUAAGACCAAUGUCAAUCAAGCCAAUCAAUCUUGCUAACCCAAACCUACUCAACUAUAUUUAAAAAUUGAGUCUCCACCCAUCACUAAAUUUAUUUGCCUUAAACAAUCAAAGAAAUAUAAAAGUGGAAUGCCAUGUGUAAGCACCUGAGAGAUUUAUGACUAUAUACGCGUGUGUAUGUUUGUGUGCGCAUAUACUAGAUUUUUGAAAUUAAAUGAAAAUUUAUAAAAAAAUUUACAAAAAUCAUGAAACUUAAAGUACUUUCAUUAGAAGGUUGCUGUAUUUAAAAUUUAAAACCUAUCAAUUACAAAAUAGCAUGUCACCAAUAACAUUUAAAAAUAUAAUUUAAUAUAAUUUUAAUAUAGCUCUAAAUAUUAUUAUAAUAUCUCCCGAGUGAGUUCCAAAUCCUACACUCGCGGGACAAUAUUGUCACAUAAAAACAGAAUAGACCCAAUCGCAGGUCGUCUCUUGACUCUCUUCCCAGUUCACUCCCUCUCUCUCUCUCUCUCUCUCUCUCGCUCUGCGUAUGUGACGACUGGCGUGUUUGUACCAUUUUGUAAUCGAAGGUCAAAAAUCGAAAUUGGCAGGUAAAUUUGAGACAAGAUUACUGAAUGCUGCCAUAAGACUUUCAUGUCUGUCCUUCAAUGGACGUUCAAACCCCCAAUUCCACGAAUGAACCCCAAAGCCCUAACUCGCAAGUUAGGGUUUCAGUGCAGUCGAUCAAUCUCGUCAUAGCCGGCUGGAUUCUCGAGUUCAUCCUUCGCCAACCACUCGAAGACAGCGUGAUGAAAGCUUUUCUCGCCGUUCUUCCUGUUUCCGACAGGAAUCCGCGCUUGAAGAAAACACUACUUUUGAGAAGCAUCAAAUCCGAGACAUCGAAAGGUUCGAUAUCGGAGAAGCUCUUGAAUUAUCUGGAGUUCAUCGAAGAGUUGGAUCACACAGAGGGAGUUGUAAUUUCAGAGUCAAUGAAAGACGCUUACUGUGCGGUGGCAGUUGAUUGCACGGUGAAGUGUCUAGAGGGUAAAGUGGACAAUCGGGGCAAGUAUUUCGAAGCUGUUCUUAGAAUUUGGAAGGAGAGGAUCUGUGAUUUGGAAAAAUCGGGGGCAAAUGAUUUGGUUUCGGAGCAACUGCGCACUUGGAGGGAUGAGAUUGAGGCUGCGGUUUGGGACACGACUGUGUGUAAAAUGAUACUGAGAAUGAACACUCGAAACAAUGCUCUGGUAUUGCUGGAAGUAUAUUUGACGGAAGCGUGGGAACAAAUGGGUCCUUGUUUUCUUGAAUUGGCUGCCGCUGAUAAAUUGAAUGAGGCAACCGUCGAUGGGGAAAUGCAGAGACCGGACAAGGAUCCAAUAGGCGAUCAAAUCGAGCAAAAGGCAGUGGGUUCAUCAAUUUCAGGUCACAAUGUGGGCAUCCCUAAUGAAGAAUCACCAGAUGCUGCGCAGGAUGUGGGCACAAGUGACGUAGACAAAGAAUCACAUAUGAGAGAUGAACUUUCCAAGCGCAAGCGUGUUACUAGUGGUGGUAGAUGCACUCGCCGAGCAUUGUCUGGAAAAUCUAGGGGGAUUAAGAUUAAUGACACAGAGGAAUUGGGUGCAGAGACAUUACCUGAAAAAUAUGACUGUCUGUCUUCGGCUGAAGUUUCUAGAAUGCAAGCAGCACUUAAAUCUAGUUCUUUGGACCUACAAGCAGUCGUGAAGGAUCCUCUGCCUGAUGCUGUAAACUUUGCUAACACUAUAGCACAUGAAAUGGCAAGGAAAAGAUUGAAUCAGGUCCCUUUGUUAGAAAAUCAGCAUAAAUCUAAUGCAGAUGCACUUGCUCAUGUAGUUGAUGCAAGUGUCAAAGCUGUUCAACUUUCUGAAGGCAGUUCUGGGAAUGUUCAUGUUGAGGCUGCUGAAAGAAAUGAGAGUAAUCCCACAAAUGAAGAUGCUCAAGGGAACGAAGGAAGCCCCAAAAAUCUUGGAGUCAAAGCUGCUCAUGCAAAUGAAGACAAUCCAGGGAAUCAGUGUUGCGGGCAUGAGAAUGAUGUGCCUAGACCCAGCUUAAUGGUACGGAAUAGUACUGCACGGACUUAUGAGUGGGACGACUCAGUUGAUGGUUCACCUGAUAGGCUUCGCUUACCUAGCCCAAGGAAGAUGGAUGUUUCUCCUUUGAAGAAGAAAGAAUUAGUGAAAAUUGUCAGAAGACGUCAAAUUAAGAGAUGGAGUUUGUUGGAAGAAGACACUUUAAGAACUGCUGUGCAGAAGUAUGGAAAAGGUAAUUGGAAGCUUAUUUUGGGUAUGUAUCCUGAUGUAUUUGAAGAGAGAACUGAGGUGGACUUAAAGGACAAGUGGAGAAAUAUGGUAAGGUAAUUAUAGUGAUGGAUACAUUAUUGCUCUCUUCUUCGUAUGAUGAGAAUGUGUUUUCCGCCCAUUUUGGUAUGUCCUUUUGCAGAUUUUGCCCUUGUGCUUUGAUAGAGUAAGGUUCUCACUUAAAUAGGUGUCGAAGUAAAAAAAAAAACUGUCAUUGGUAGAGUAAGGUUCUCACUUAAAUAGGUGUUGAAGUAAAAAAAAAACUGUCAUUACUCUGGCAUCCUCUGUAAACUUUGUGCAGUUCUUGUACAUGGUGAUUUUGUGAAUAUAAUUGAGGUAGUUCCUGUCCCAA
Messenger RNA from Malania oleifera, 3616 nucleotides. RefSeq lists its product as uncharacterized. The record is from RefSeq and is a predicted model, not a curated record. Bases 1621 to 3324 code for a protein of 567 amino acids. Lineage: Eukaryota; Viridiplantae; Streptophyta; Magnoliopsida; Santalales; Ximeniaceae. The transcript is spliced from 7 exons.